Messenger RNA from Rhopalosiphum maidis (corn leaf aphid), 1714 nucleotides. Its product is annotated as ly6/PLAUR domain-containing protein 6B-like. The coding region runs from base 462 to 1007 and encodes 181 amino acids. The transcript is spliced from 6 exons. The record is from RefSeq and is a predicted model, not a curated record. Lineage: Eukaryota; Metazoa; Arthropoda; Insecta; Hemiptera; Aphididae. Gene Ontology annotation, molecular function: acetylcholine receptor regulator activity.
GUCCGCGUCAAAGCGGUCCUGCAGUGCGUUACAACCACCGCGUUCGUCCACCCGCUGGAGUGGUACAAUACUUGAGCGUAAGUAUAUAAUUUAUAAUUAUAAUAUUAUACGCACACGAGCGUCUGUGACGAUAAAAUUGCGGGAACCGUGACGAAAAUCCUAUCUAUGCUAAUAUAUACGGUGGACCGGGAUCUGUCGUAGUAUUUAUCAAAACUGUUAUUUCGCCGUCCGUCGCAGCGGUCGCGUGUAUUGUCGUCGUCCGACCGGAAACAUCGACGACCUCACAAAAAUCAACAAAACAAAACGGACCUACGUUGUGAAAUCGAUUUAUCUACUCAUCGCUAACAAUAACCUUCUUUCGAGCUCUGCAAUAUGUCACAGAUCGUACAGUUUUAAGUAAAAAAAAAAAAAACUGUCCAUUGAACACAUCUAUAUAGUAAUGUUUGGGGUCAUACAGAGGUAUGCCUCAUGGUUGCCCGUGGAUGGUACCACUAUUUAGAUGGGCCUUGUUAUCUGGUUGCGUGGCCAGACCGCUGAGUUCCGAUACCAAAAUGUCCGAAGCUUUCACACAAAACAUGACAGAAGAAAAUUUAACUUGCUACACUUGCGUAAACGUAUCAGACAAUUUGACAUGCAACCAAUAUGCCAUUGAUAAACCAUGUGCUCGAGAUUUAGACUACUGCCAGACAUUACACAUAAUGGAUUCGACUGGAACUAGUGUCAUUGUGAACAAAAAAUGUGCUAACCGAACAGAAUGUCAUCCGUCCACUGUCGGUUGUCUAAGCAUUGACAGGCAGACUGUGUGCGUGUCCUGCUGCGAUGACAUGUACUGCAACAUGACCGUGCCGACAAACCAGACCAAUGCAGUGGUAACAGUCACGCGCAAACAUCACACGAGUCCUACCAAAGGGCCGAAGACAAAAUCCGCUGGUGACAUACCGUGCACUCGACUGACGGUUGCGUCAUAUUUAUUAUUGUUUCUCAUGUUAUUGACCACCAUUAUAUAAUGCUAGAUCGUUAUGCGUUUUUAAAAAAAAUAUUAUAUCUUAACCGUUACCUCGAUAAUUAUAUUAUAAUAAUAUGUAGUUGAGUUUAGAUUUAGCUGUGAUAUAGGUUAUACGCGGCGAGCACAAUAUACAAACAAACUUCAAACUCGCGUGGUUAUUAAUCAUUUGGAUUACGCCAAAUGUGUACGCUUGUGUAUAGCCGAUUCACAGUUAAACGCCAACAGAUAAUACUCGUUGGAAACAUUACGACCUUAAAUUUAGGUGGGCAGAGCGAAACGGGACGAUCAAAAAUACAUUAUUCGGAAACUAAAAGUAAUUUCUUGUUAUCUGCAUAUUAAAAUUAAAUCGUGGUAAAAACUUUUUAGAAUCCGUACUAAUAUAAGAAAUUAUAAAAAUAAUGAAUAGGUUACGCUGCACGAUAUAUCAAAGUAUGGGUAAAUUAUUGUUUUAUAAGAAAGGUCUAUAAGUCCCUUAGGAAACAAAGUAAUCAAUAGUUUUGACAUCAGUUAAAUUACCAUAUAAAUAUGCAACACUCAAUAAAUAGAUACAUUUCAUAAAGUUUUUAUAAAAAAAAAAAUACUCAUAGAAACCCCAUCCACGUCGCUUAUUUUUUUUUUUUUUGCUCUGUCCAUACUUAUUCAUUCAAUAUGAACAAAAAAAUCCAUCGUUAUAUUUACCUACUUAUUUGAAAAUGAAAAUGUUUUUAA